This is a messenger RNA of Meleagris gallopavo (turkey), 8276 nucleotides long. NCBI's taxonomy places the organism in Eukaryota, Metazoa, Chordata, Aves, Galliformes, Phasianidae. The record is from RefSeq and is a predicted model, not a curated record.
UUCACCUGUGCUCCCACAGCUGACUCAGUCCUUGCCUCAGGUGAUCAGUGGUUCAGGCCAUGACUCAACAGUUCCCACACAUGCUGGAAUACAGCCUAUUUGAUAAAGCUCCAUAUAUAAUCAGUCCAAAUAUUUAGUUGAUUUUUUGAGAAAAACUUUGUCAACUUUUAAUUCUUUCCUGUAGCCUGAAGUAGUAGAAGAGACCUGGGAGGAAAUGAUAAAGAUGCUUGAAAGAGAUGUGAAUUUAUUACUUGUUACACUAAGUGAUUGCACAAGUGAGGUGUGUGAGGGAGCCAAUUAGAAAAGGACAUAUUUGGCCAUCUUCAUUCUGGUGCCAAAGUCAUGCCUAUUUUGUGUCACAAAAAUUCUCAUAGCAGUCUUGCAAGAGAGCUUUUCAUACAUCCAGAGCUUACAUCAAUCUGCAGCAUUCUUCAGAACACAAAGGUAACAAGCAAAAGUAUAUUUGAGAACUGCUGCCAGUACUAGGGCUUCUGUUGUGAUUGCUGUUUAAAUCCAGGAUCGUGUUCCUCAUACAGAUAACUUUAAAACGGUUGGUUCUCUUUGAGAAUUAGAUAUGUUUGCCUUUUUAUCUCUUUCACUCUUGUUUUUGUCUGUAGCUACAUCUAAAGGAGGUGACUUUAACAAAAGCAAAAUUUGAUUUGAAAUAAGUAGCUUCAUCAUGACAAUUACAUUGGUUUUUGUCAUUCUUGUUGAAUGCUACAUUCUCAGUCUGCCGUUUUAUAAAGGAAAGCAGGACUUGAAACUUUCUGAAAGUAGGCCUCUUGUUAAUUUGGUUAGCUUGUCAACUCUCCUGUCAAGUAGUUGAACUACUGUUCUGCCUUAAAUGCUGACUUACUAAUUCCUUCUAUUCUCCAUAUUUCUCAAUGAAUUUUAUUUAGUUAUCCAUAUUUAUCUAAAGGUCCAAAAUGACAAUUUUCUCUAAAACAUGCACUGCUAUUGCUUUUAAAAACUGUUUUUCCAGGCUCCAUUUCAUCCUUUCAUAGGUCACCUUGAUGUUUACUUUGUCAGACCUCUCAAUAGGAUUCCUUGAACACUUCUGGUAUAAGACAGAAACUGCGUGUAUCCUGACUUUCUGAGAAAAUGCAGCAGAAUCCAUCCUUGAUUUUAGAAAUUUCAGUGCAGUAGACACAGUAAACGAAAAGCACAAAAUGAUCAUUGCAUAGAACCUUUCUGCAUGUUUGUAUUGACCUUUUUUUUUUUCCAUGUCUAGCUGCCAGUUUGCACUAAACUUAAGGAGGUUUUGCUUAUCAACUCUGGUAGUAAAACGUUUCUGAAACAGACUAAAACGGUUUGUAUUAGAUUUUGUACAUACAGGAACUCCACACUGUGUUGCUGAAGCAGACAGGCUGUUCAUGCUGUAGAAGGCUACAAAAAACAGCUUUCUAGUGAAAGUUUUGGGUCACUUUUUUAUUUUUUAAAUCCCAUCUAAAAUAUUAGUAAGAUCUAUUAAUUACAGCUGUACGUGUAUAGCAUGGGAAGUAAAUUUUACGUGUGGAGAUAUUGUGGAAGGGAAAAUAAUUUAAUUUGUGACUAAAGAUUCAACAGAGUUGCUUGCUUUAUCAUUAUCAACCUUAACAUGGAAAUUGAAGUGACUAGAGAACUCUAUUUACUUGUAAACAAAAUUACUGUAGUCAAGUAUUUUGCAAAAUUUUACAAAAGUUGUUUUUUGUUGUUGUUGUUUUUUGUUUUUUUUUAAAGGAUCUUCAUGUUGGUGUUGUUUAUGCCAGAACAUAAUAAGCAAGGCAAAUUAGCUCCAGUCUUGUGUAAACUUUGUGUAACUAGCAAACACAAUGCAAUUGAGUAUGAAACUCAGGUGACUUUGGAAAUGAAGGAAAAGUUCUGAGCUCUCUGACUGGAAGCUGAACGUGAUGACGGCCUGGUCUAUGGUAGGGAAACUGAAAAUGGAGAAGAGGCACUCCAGAGAAGACAGAAAUGUGGAACAAGAUGCUGGGGAAUGCAGUGCUGAAUCUGAGGAAUGGACAAGCUCAGAAAGUGAACCUGAGCAACCGUACUUCCAAAGCAGCUGCAGCAGUAUUCCAUGGAGAGAAAAAGAGGUUUCCACUAAACCACAUCGGCCACUCUGUCGCUCCCCGUGCUUGGAUCGCCCAAGUUUUUCACAGAGCAGUAUCACGCAAGACUUGAAACUAGAGGAAUGCAAAACAAAUUUGGACAAGGAAUACCAAGCCAAAAUGGAUUUUGCUUUAAAGCUUGGGUAUGCAGGAGAUCAGAUCCAGGCUGUACUGAAUAAACUGGGAGCAGAUGCGCUCAUCAAUGAUGUUCUGGCAGAACUUGUGAGACUUGGUAACAAAAGUGAAUCAGAGGGACAGAACAGCAGUACCACUAAUACUCUGGUGCCAAGAGGUCCUUGCCCAAAGGAAAUAACAAGCCCUGAAUUGUCACUUGAAGAUGAAGUUGUGGAUAACAGUGAUAACUUGAGGCCAAUUGUCAUUGAUGGAAGCAAUGUGGCUAUGAGCCAUGGAAACAAAGAAGGAUUUUCCUGUCGGGGAAUUCAACUAGCUGUUGAUUGGUUUCUGGAAAAAGGACAUAAAGAUAUCACUGUGUUUGUACCUGCAUGGAGAAAAGAACAGUCUAGACCAGAUGCACCAAUUACAGAUCAAGAAAUCUUACGGAAAUUGGAGAAAGAAAAAAUUCUUGUUUUUACCCCAUCUCGAAGAGUUCAGGGAAGAAGAGUAGUUUGCUACGAUGAUCGAUUCAUAGUAAAGCUUGCUUUUGACUCAGAUGGCAUAAUUGUAUCAAAUGACAACUAUCGAGAUCUUCAAAAUGAAAAACCAGAAUGGAAGAAGUUCAUAGAAGAGCGGCUGUUAAUGUAUUCUUUUGUGAAUGAUAAAUUUAUGCCUCCUGAUGAUCCUCUAGGACGCCAUGGUCCAAGCCUUGAAAAUUUCUUAAGGAAAAGGCCAGUUAUUCCCGAACAUAAAAAACAACCGUGUCCCUAUGGUAAAAAGUGCACCUAUGGGCACAAAUGUAAAUAUUACCACCCAGAACGGGCAAACCAGCCUCAAAGGUCAGUAGCGGAUGAGCUUCGAAUAAGUGCCAAAUUAUCUGCUGUGAAAACAAUGAGUGAGGGAGCCUUGGCUAAAUGUGGCACAGGGCCCUCCAGCUCCAAAGGAGAGAUCAAUUCUGAAGUGAAACGCAUUGCCCCAAAGCGUCAGUCAGAUCCAAGCAUUAGAUCAGUAGCUGUGGAGCCUGAGGAAAAGUUAACAGUAGCCCGGAAGUCCGAGGCCAACUCUGUCCCAUCUCUGGUUUCUGCAUUAAGUGUACCAACGCUCCCUCCACCAAAAAGCCAUGCAGCUGGUGCAUUAAAUACUCGUUCUGCAAGCAGUCCAGUGCCAGGUUCCUCACAGUUCACGCAUCAGAAAUCCUCACUGGAACAUAUGUCCAGUGUGCAAUAUCCUCCAAUAUUAGUCACCAAUAGCCAUGGCACCUCAGUUAGUUACACUGACCAGUAUCCCAAAUACGAAUCGUUAGGGGACCAUGGCUAUUAUUCCUUACUCAGUGAUUUCUCCAACUUGAGCAUAAGUAGUAUGCAUAACACAGAUUAUUAUGGGGCUGAUAUGGACCAGGGGAUGUAUUCUAGAAACUCAAGCCCCUGUCCUGACAAUUGCUUAAGCCAUACAAGUAAUGAUUCUUAUUCCUCUUACAAUGACUUGUAUCUGGGUGUAGCAGAUGCCAGUCCAGAAGAUAAUGUGAAGAUCCACAGACUGACAUCGCAAAAUCGUCUUCAGCCUUUUCCCCAUGGUUACCAUGAAGCCUUAAAUAGAGUUCAGAGUUUUGGAACUGAAGAGCCUAAACAAUCCCUUCGCAAACAGUCUGUUUCCCACUUAGGCCUGCAUGCCCAGCAUCCAGUUGUUGGAGCACGGUCCAGUUGUCCAGGAGAAUACCCUGUGCCUCAAAAUAUUCAUCCAUCAACUGCACAAUCAAGCCGUGCCUUGGUCAUGACAAGAAUGGAUAGCAUUUCUGACUCACGGCUUUAUGAAAGUAAUCCUACAAGGCAGAGAAGACCACCUCUGUGUCGAGAACAGCAUGCUAGUUGGGAUCCAUUACCGUGUGCAACAGAAUCUUAUACUUAUCAUUCAUAUCCACUGAGUAACAAUCUCAUGCAGCCAUGUUACGAACCUGUAAUGGUAAGAAGCAUGCCUGAGAAGAUGGAGCAACUGUGGAGGAAUCCAUGGAUUGGGAUAUGUGGUGAGCCACAGGAACCACAUAUUAUCCCAGAACAUCAGUAUCAAACAUACAAGAAUCUCUGCAAUAUCUUCCCACCAGGCAUUGUCCUUUCUGUGAUGGAAAAGAAUCCCCACAUGACAGAUGCACAACAGCUGGCAGCUAUGAUUGUUGCCAAAUUAAGAACAGGGCGUUGAAAUGUUAUAACCUCUUUUGUAUAAAUGAAACUAUACAGCACAUAGGAACUGGUAGAAAAAUUAUAUAAAGAAGGAAGUAGGCAAAUCUAUUGUAAAUAUUUUCUAAUAAGGUAGGAUAAACUUCUGUAUACAGUAGUUGUUGUAUAUGUAUUGAGGCACUAUUUAAGAGUUGAUUGUAUUGUAAAUUUUAAGAUUUUAAAAAUAGAGAUUUUUAACAGUAUUUUACAGGAAAUGCAUACCUUGCUGCAUGGAUAGUUCAUGAAGAACUACAAUGUCACAUUCAGUGUCUCAAAGCUUUUAAUACAAAAUUAUUAUUAGCAGUUAUAUUGCAUGUAUUAAUGUACACUUUCAAUUUGAUUAUAAAUACCUAAUUGGCCUUUCAAAGCAUGCUGUAUACAAUCCCAGAUGAUUUCUAGGGUUUCAGCUUUGCCAUUUGACACCGCCUUAUUGGUACCUCAAGUAUUGAAGAAAAAUAACUUGACAAAAAUUACUCAAUUUGUAAAAUGUUGAAUCUUUUUCAGUUUUUGGAUGUUAAUAUUGUUGGUAUUUCUUAAAUUUCAAAACUGUUCCCCAUGAGUUUAUUACAGUUACUUCAGUCCAACAGAAGCCAAAUACUUCAUUAAAUCAGGACCAAAACAUUAAGGAAUAUGUAGGCGUGCUAAAACUAAAAUAUGUUUUAACUGUAGCUUCCUUCUUCAGAAUUGCCUGUCAGCUGUGCAGUAAGCAGCUGCUGCUCCAGAUGAUUAGAGAAGAUGAAAGAAAAUUGUCAGUUGAGUAUAAAUUGGAUUACUCAGACUCAAAUAGCAGGAACUGAAAGUUAAUGCAGAAACUCAUCAGUAACUACAGCCCUUCUGUGGGCAAAGAUGGCAUUUAACAUGCAAAAUGGCCAUAGAAGAUCAGCCUAUAAAAGGAGUGGCUGUUUCUUGAAAAGAGAUGCUACAGUUCAGGUUUGUGGCAAAGCUUGCUUGGUUUUGCUCUUCAGAUCCACGCAGAGGUGUGCAUUUGCCUCAUGAACGUUUCUAAAAUUUCUGUUUCAACAAGUAAGAUGAUUUUGUGUGGCAUUGUUUGCUCAACUGGUAUUUUGCUCAGGGUGGGAACCUUUGUAGCUAAAUGUCUCCAAAAGAGGCGUUUCUUGUUUUUUAAGCUGCACUGACUGAACGCCCUUUUUUGACUCCAUUGUAUAUUUCAACAUUUUGAACCAUUACUAACUCGAUAUGUCUCGAGCUAGGACUUAAUGACUUCUACUGUAGUUUUUUUCAUGAAAGCUGAGAAGGCCUAGUUUAUGGCCUUUUGUUUCUUCAUGAGAAGGUGUGACACUGCCUAAAUGUUUCUUACUGUGAAACACACGGAAUGUGAGGCUGCAGUCAGGGUUGUUUCUGGUGUUUUGAUAACGGCUUGCAUGCUGCUUUCUCACUCUCUGUUUGUCUAAGGAACAAAACAACAUCAUUUCCACAUUUGCAUUACUGUAUAAAUGGUUUGAUUCACAACAUUGUGAAGCUAUUUAUCGUGGGCAAAAUGUAUUCCUGCAAGUCAAAAGCAACAAAGAAAACCAUUAUAGGUGCGAUGACAGUUAAUGUACUGAUAAUCAAUAACCAUUUCAUUUCACACAUGACAAAUACUCUUCUGUUGGUACAGGGAACAAAUAUAAUGACCAUGUCAUUACAUAUUUGAGUUAACUUGAAGGUGAUUUGUGCUUACACUCAGUGUUUAAAAAUAACUAUGUUUUAAUUAGUUGGUUAUUGUCACUGUUAAUAGUGAAAGUAAAUCUUUGGAUACCUACAGUAGCUGGAGGGAACAGAUUUAACUCUUGACCAAUAUCCAAAAACAUUUCUUAUUAACCAACAUUUUAGAUUUUUAAUUUGCAAUUAAUUCUUAUUCUCUUGCAUGGUAUUAAGCAGCUGAGAGCAAUGCCUCAAAUAACCAGAAAUGACCUUUUGUUUGUUGAUACAAAUUGUAUCUCUUUUUCUUGAUUGUAUAAAAACUGUUUAAAAAAACAAAAAAAAAAACACAAAAAAAAACUAACAACCCAUAAACCUCUAGGUUAACUUCAGUAUUACAUGUUCACCGUAAUGUUUGUGACACCAUGUGUCACACAGAAGUAGCCCAUGAGUAAUUAUGAUUUUCUGUUAUUUAAAAUGGGCACUUAAAGUUUAUAGAUGAGCAAGACAACUUGUCAGAACUGGUUUAUUAUGUGCACAGAUACUGUGUGUACACCUCAAAGCAUUACAUGGUUAUCUUUAGUCUAUUGAGCAGAUACAUCCUUGCACUAAAUCUUAUGUAAAAAUGUUGCUGUUAACUCAUCUGCAUGUGUUUAAAAAGUAACAAUAUAAUUACUGUAGACCCUGCUUUAUUCUAAACACAUUAAUUUAUAAUUUAUUUAGGCUUAAAAUGAAGUUUAUUUUGCACUCACAUUUUUCCAUCUUGCAUGGAAUUAAAUAUUUGUAUGUAAAAACACGUUUGUCCCCUUUUUCUCCCAUUAUAAAGGUAAGCUAUCUUAAGAGGGCUUGGUGCGUGUUUUUGAUAUUUUAAUGUGUGGAAGCCUGAGCAGAAGUUACUGUAUGAAGCCGUGCGUGAUUUAUGGAGAUAGCCAUUUUUGUAGGACUUGUCUAGUUGUUUUCAUGUUCACAAACUGUUGUCUUACUGAUAAAAAAAAAGGGAUCAUUAUAAACAGAAAAGCUAUGGUACUGCUAACAUGCAUACCAUUUCUGUAAGGCACUUUGAAAGCUAAUUGUCUUUUUAUAAAAAGCUAUUUGCAUCCAUCCUAUGUGGAGUUUCUGAAUGGGCAGUGUAGCCUUGUGCAAAUAAUUUGCAGAUGUGCUUGUUUAGUCCACCUUAGAGGAAAUGAAACUUUUAUAUGUGAUGUAGUCUUUCCUAAUCCAUUAGUUAAGUGACAAUUCCAAUAUCUGCAUCUGUUCUCAGAUAUGUUUACAAGCCAAUUCAAAACACUGACACGUGAAUUAAUCUUCAGCGCAAAAGCUUAGAUUUCUUCUUACAUGGAAGAGUUGAUCUUAUUAACACAUGAUCAUAACUGUCUAUAUUGUAAAUAUAAGACUGUAUAAAUGCUCUUUCUGAGAGCAUGGUACUCAGAUGUUUUUAAAACUGUAAGUAAGCAGUUCUAGAAACUGUAUUUUAAUAAAAUCCAAAAGAUUCUAGCUGAGGAACUGCAAAAAGAAAUAAAGUACUAAGAUGAAAUCUUGCAAGACAACGGCAUACAUUAGUGGAGCCAGUGCUUACUCUAGGCAUUCUGAAUUACUGAUCUUUAGUCUUCAGCUGUAUUACUUUCACAUAAUUUAUCACUUAAGAGUGCAUAACGUUAAAUUCUUGAUUCAAAACUCAAAUGCUUUAUUGAAAGUCAGUCUAAUUUUGUGUUUUUGUAGUAACUACAUGUUAGUAAUAUAUUAAGUUGUACAUAUAGAACAUUUGACUACUGUUAGUCCUGUUGUUGUCUUAUUGAGCUACAGUAGUGGGCUUUAUUCAUUUGUAGAAUUAAACAUUACUGUUUAAUUGUUGUAAAAUUUUAUAAAUCUCUUUGGGUUAUUUUGGUUGACCCAAAUAUAAUGUAAGUCUCAAUGACAAAAUGAGUGAAAAAUGGAUGUUAAGCCAAUAUGUGGUAUUUAUAAAACACUGUAGUAAGUGUGCAAAUGCUCUAGAUUGCAGUUGCAUGGAUAUCAUUCACUAGCAUGAGUCUGUUUAGCUUUUUGUAAAAAUCUUUUAAAUUUAAACUCUUGAAAAUAGUAAGUGGGCAUAUGGUUGCUUAGGCCAAGCAAAAGAAUCCUCAGAAAACGACAAAAAACAAAGUCUCUAUUUAAGUAGGUUCUCCAUACACACUGUUAAUGCCAGUUUGCCUCAAACUCUGAAUUUUGGCAUUUUGGAAUUCUU